Messenger RNA from Patiria miniata (bat star), 1406 nucleotides. RefSeq lists its product as uncharacterized. Gene Ontology annotation, biological process: intracellular signal transduction. NCBI's taxonomy places the organism in Eukaryota, Metazoa, Echinodermata, Asteroidea, Valvatida, Asterinidae. The transcript is spliced from 2 exons. The record is from RefSeq and is a predicted model, not a curated record. The coding region runs from base 37 to 1158 and encodes 373 amino acids.
CAAAAGGGCACCCCCAACAGCCCGAAGGGUCACUGUAUGAGUCGGUUGUACCCUCAUAUCGAUCCACUCAGCAGAGUUACGAUUAUCUUGAAUAGCGACAAAAGGAAGCAUCUCGCUCAUAAUACAACAGACCUUUCUCCAAAAAGUACCAGGUUCUGUCGUAAAAUGGAAAGCCUGGAGGAAAAUACAGAACUGGAAAUCAAGAUGAGCGAUCUGUACCCGCGGUUCUUGAGUGGCAUCAAGGAGCAUCAGGCACCAUCAUGUUUGGAGAUGCUUCGGUUAGAGAUGUACCAGGCGUGGAUUGACGGCAAAGGGGACGCUAGUUAUCAUGUCACAGCAUCAGAGGCCGUCGGCAUGGCCAUCGGACACAAACACGUACAGUACGUGGAAUAUCUGCUGCAGGAAUACCCAGUCCAAGCCAUGAGGACUGGGGGGUACCGCUGCAGUCACGUCGCCCGGGCCGUUGAGACGGACCUGCCAGCCGUGGUACGCAGGCUUCUCCAGCACACGCUGAUGCUGCCUGCCUCGCAAAAUCACCGCUCCAAGCUGUACCACUACGGGUUCCGAUUCAGAAAGAAUAUACGCUCCCCUUGUAAUGGACCGAAGGGACUGGAUUCCAAAUUCAAGAGCAAGAAGACGAAGAAGGUGACGAUGAUGAGCUACUUGAACAAGCCGUCGGGAUGCAUGGUGUCCGGACCCAGUAAGACGGCCGUGCAUCUGGCCAGCGAGAUGGGCCGCGCGGCCUGCCUGGCUGAGCUGCUCCAUCACGGAGCCAUCCCGACCCCAAAGGACAACGCCGGAUUCAAUCCCUUGGACUGCGCUCUUCGUAAACUCUGCAGCGACAGUAGGAGCCUCAACCCGGCCAAACUAGCUCAAACCUUGAAGGAGCUGUUUCCCUUCCUACCCGUGGUCCAGGCUGCUCCGGAGACGGUGGAUCUGGUUCGGAAGACUGCGGAACGAGCCGAUAUUUCCCCGGAGUUGAAGGAGAUUCUGUCAUGGGUACUCAAAGAGAUGGGAACCCCAAGAUCCCUGGAACAGAUCUGCAGACACCGGAUCCGGACGGAAAUCGGACAUGCAGGCUUACAACCUGUUCCGGUUGGGGUUCUGCAGUUGCCCUUACCUAAACUUAUCAAACAAUAUCUCUUCGCAUCGUUUUGAUUUGAGAACAAAUUAAUUUGAUGUACCAUGCUGGAUGGUUCAACUGUCGCUUUCCCAUGCUAAUAGAAGUAUCAACGGCUUGCGUUCUAUACCGAACUCAAUAAUGGAUGGAUCAUACAUGUACAGUCGAACACUUUUAUAACAAGGUCCUUUGGACUUUGGACUUACUACCCAACCUUGUUAUAACAGGUACAGUCGAGUCUCGUUAAUACAAACUCGUUCAGACCAUGGAGCUAUUGUAGCUCCAU